UCGAUGUUAGGCACCAUACAUCCAUAUUCACCACUCCCUUCAUCAGCCACGCAUAUGUCAAAUCGUGUUGAGGUGAAAAAUGGAGAACAUACCACGAACACACGAAGAUAUCGAGGCCCAAAUCCGCGAUAUCCAAUCGAAGAAAAAGGAAAUCAGCGCGGAAGCGGCCAAGGACAAGGGAGUGGGACUGCUCGAAAGCGGUUAUUAUGAUAGUGAGCUGUAUGACGGAAGCGCCGGUAAGGGCAAAUACGAGGGAUAUGUGACGUCGAUUGCCCCCAAUGACGAUGUGGACGAAGACGAGGACGAUGGCAUUCCGAUGGGGCGGGGAAAUCGGCCGGCCGGUUAUACGGCACCGGCCGCACUGCUGAACGAUGUCGCGCAGCCCGAUACGGAUUACGAUCCGUUUGCGGAUCGCCGCAGGCCGACAGUUGGCGAGAAGGAAGAUGAGUAUCGCCAAAAGCGGAGGAGGCUGGUCAUUUCUCCGGAACGUAUCGAUCCGUUCGCUGACGGCGGAAAGACUCCCGAUGUCGGAUCCCGAUCGUACAUGGAGAUCAUGCGCGAGCAGCAGCUCAAAGGCGAAGAGGCGGAGCUUCGCAAAAAGAUCCAGGAAAAGGCCAAAGAUGGAACGCUCAAGGUGAGCAGCAGUAGCAGCAGCAGCAGUUCCAGUGCAGCCAAUGGGGAUGCGAGCAAGGCGCCAGUAGCCGAAGCGAAGAAGCGUGGUCGCUGGGAUCAGACGGUGGAGGAGACGUUCGUGCCGCCGAAGAAGCUGGCUGUGCCGGCCACGCCGACGUGGGGCGAUGCGGAGAAAACCCCGGCCGAUCACCGUUGGGAUGAAACGCCCGGACACAAGGGCAGCGAGACGCCCGGAGCAACGCCGAGUGUCCGCAUCUGGGAUGCCACUCCGGCCCAUUCCGGAGCGACUCCGGGUCGCGAAACUCCGGCGGAAAAAUCCACCCGUCGCAACCGAUGGGACGAAACGCCGAAAACCGAACGGGAGACCCCGGGACAUUCGUGGGCUGAAACGCCCCGUGCCGAUCGUGGUCCAAGUGACAGUGCUAUGGACAGUACCACUCCGGCAUCGAAGCGUCGUUCCCGUUGGGACGAGACACCCUCGAACGCCACCCCCUCGGCUAUGACUCCGUCGAUUGCGAUGACUCCGACUCCACAUGCCACUCCAGGACACGCCACUCCCCUGUUGACCCCAGGAGGUACGACACCUAUCGGACACAAAGCCAUGGCCAUGGCUACACCAACCCCGGGACACCUGGCUUCGAUGACUCCGGAACAACUCCAGGCUUACCGCUGGGAAAAGGAAAUCGACGAAAGAAAUAGACCUUUCAGCGACGAGGAACUGGAUGCCAUGUUCCCUGCAGGCUACAAGGUCCUACCCCCACCAGCGGGAUACAUACCGAUCCGCACUCCGGCCAGAAAAUUGACUGCGACUCCGACGCCCAUGGCUGGAACUCCGGCCGGUUUCUUCAUUCAAGCUGAAGACAAGAGCGCCAAAUUCAUCGACAACCAACCGAAAGGUAACCUUCCGUUCAUGAAGCCGGAAGACGCCCAGUACUUCGACAAACUGCUGCUCGAUGUCGAUGAGGAAGCUCUCAGUCCCGAGGAGCAAAAGGAGCGGAAGAUCAUGAAGCUCCUCCUCAAAAUCAAGAACGGAACUCCCCCGAUGCGAAAGGCCGCUCUUCGGCAAAUAACCGACAAAGCACGCGAGUUCGGCGCCGGUCCCCUGUUCAACCAAAUCCUCCCGCUGCUCAUGAGUCCUACCCUGGAGGACCAGGAACGUCACUUGCUGGUGAAGGUCAUCGAUCGCAUCCUGUACAAGCUGGACGAUCUGGUUCGGCCGUACGUCCACAAAAUCCUGGUCGUCAUUGAACCGCUGCUGAUCGAUGAAGACUACUAUGCCCGUGUGGAAGGUCGUGAGAUUAUCUCCAACCUGGCCAAGGCGGCCGGUCUGGCCACUAUGAUCUCCACAAUGCGUCCCGAUAUCGACAACAUCGACGAGUACGUCCGAAACACGACGGCCCGUGCAUUUGCGGUGGUUGCGUCGGCUUUGGGAAUCCCGUCGCUUUUGCCUUUCUUGAAGGCCGUCUGUAAGAGUAAGAAGUCGUGGCAGGCCCGGCAUACCGGUAUCAAGAUCGUCCAACAGAUUGCCAUCCUGAUGGGUUGCGCUAUUUUGCCGCAUCUGAAGUCGCUGGUGGAAAUUAUCGAGCACGGAUUGGUCGACGAGCAGCAGAAGGUCCGCACGAUUACGGCUUUGGCCUUGGCUGCGUUGGCGGAAGCUGCGACCCCAUAUGGUAUCGAAUCGUUCGAUUCGGUGUUGAAACCUCUGUGGAAGGGUAUCCGAACGCAUCGCGGUAAGGGUUUGGCUGCGUUCCUGAAGGCUAUCGGGUAUUUGAUCCCGCUGAUGGAUGCCGAGUACGCUAACUACUAUACUAGGGAAGUGAUGUUGAUUCUGAUCCGAGAGUUCCAGUCGCCGGAUGAGGAGAUGAAGAAGAUUGUGUUGAAGGUCGUGAAGCAGUGUUGCGCCACGGAUGGUGUGGAAGCGCAGUAUAUCAAGGAGGAGAUUCUGCCGCACUUCUUCAAACACUUCUGGAACCACAGGAUGGCGUUGGAUCGGCGCAAUUAUAGGCAGCUGGUGGACACGACGGUGGAGAUUGCCAACAAGGUCGGAGCUUCGGAGAUCAUCAAUCGAGUGGUGGACGAUUUGAAGGACGAAAACGAGCAGUACCGGAAGAUGGUGAUGGAGACGAUCGAGAAGAUCAUGGGCAAUCUGGGGGCGGCCGAUAUCGAUUCACGGUUGGAGGAACAGUUGAUCGACGGUAUCUUGUAUGCGUUCCAGGAACAGACCACGGAGGAUGUAGUUAUGUUGAAUGGGUUCGGAACAAUUGUGAACCAGCUGAGCAAGCGGGUGAAGCCGUAUUUGCCGCAGAUUUGCGGUACUAUUCUGUGGCGAUUGAACAACAAGUCGGCCAAAGUGCGGCAGCAGGCGGCAGAUUUGAUCUCCCGUAUUGCCGUGGUCAUGAAGACCUGCCAGGAGGAAAAGCUGAUGGGUCACUUGGGUGUGGUCCUGUACGAAUACCUGGGUGAAGAGUAUCCCGAAGUGUUGGGUUCAAUCCUUGGUGCCCUCAAGGCUAUCGUCAACGUGAUCGGCAUGACCAAAAUGACCCCUCCCAUUAAGGAUCUGCUCCCGCGUUUGACACCCAUCCUCAAAAAUCGUCACGAGAAGGUACAGGAGAACUGUAUCGAUCUGGUGGGUCGAAUUGCCGAUCGUGGUCCGGAGUACGUCUCUGCACGCGAGUGGAUGCGAAUCUGUUUCGAGUUGUUGGAACUGCUUAAAGCUCACAAGAAGGCCAUCCGGCGGGCUACGGUCAACACGUUCGGCUACAUUGCCAAAGCCAUCGGUCCGCACGAUGUGCUGGCGACGCUGCUAAACAAUCUUAAAGUCCAGGAACGACAGAAUCGCGUUUGCACCACAGUGGCCAUUGCCAUCGUAGCAGAAACUUGUCGGCCGUUUACGGUCCUACCGGCGCUGAUGAACGAGUAUCGCGUCCCAGAACUUAACGUGCAGAACGGUGUCCUCAAAUCGUUGUCGUUCCUGUUCGAGUACAUUGGCGAAAUGGGCAAGGAUUACAUCUACGCCGUUUGUCCACUGCUAGAAGACGCCCUGAUGGACCGAGAUCUGGUCCACAGGCAGACGGCUUGCGCUGCGAUCAAGCACAUGGCCCUAGGUGUCUACGGGUUCGGCUGUGAAGAUGCGUUGAUCCAUCUUCUGAACUACGUUUGGCCGAACAUCUUCGAGACUUCUCCGCAUCUCGUGCAGGCCUUCAUGGAUGCCGUCGAGGGGUUGAGGGUAGCACUAGGACCAAUCAAAAUCCUGCAAUACACCCUACAGGGUCUGUUCCACCCGGCGCGAAAGGUAAGAGAUGUCUACUGGAAAAUCUACAAUUCCCUAUAUAUCGGAUCGCAGGACGCUCUCAUCGUUGGUUAUCCCCGGAUUUCCAACGACCCCCAGAAUCAGUACAUUCGCUACGAGUUGGAUUACUCACUUUAGAAAGUGUAUCGCUAUCAGCAACUGAACAAGCAUAGAUAACCUAUCACAACACAUUCUUAAUCGUGUGUACGAUCAAAAGUAGCUCUACAAAUAUAAAUGGAUAAACGAAUCGGCGAGUGGAAAAAA
This is a messenger RNA of Aedes aegypti (yellow fever mosquito), 4186 nucleotides long. RefSeq names its product splicing factor 3B subunit 1 (gene Sf3b1). The record is from RefSeq and is a predicted model, not a curated record. Gene Ontology annotation, molecular function: mRNA binding. Gene Ontology annotation, cellular component: U2-type prespliceosome; catalytic step 2 spliceosome; U12-type spliceosomal complex. The transcript is spliced from 7 exons. Gene Ontology annotation, biological process: spliceosomal complex assembly. NCBI's taxonomy places the organism in Eukaryota, Metazoa, Arthropoda, Insecta, Diptera, Culicidae. Bases 80 to 4060 code for a protein of 1326 amino acids.